AUGGCGACAAGUGAGCAGCUCCUUUCGAGUGUUCCUGCAGAGGUGGCAGCAGCAGCCGUCGCAGCCGCAAGACCCAAAAGGGUGCGGACUGGGUGUCUGACAUGUCGUGAGAGGCACCUGAAAUGCGACGAAGGUUCACCGGAUUGCCAAAACUGCAAGAAGUCGAAUAGGGAAUGUAAAAGAGGAGUGCGAUUGAAUUUUAUCGACACCCAAGUCAAGACACCACCAUUCACCCCCGCGUCGGACGAGUGGACCCUCAUGUUCCAGGAUGAAUCAAGAGAAAUCGCCUCCGAAUACAAGGGAGGAAUAGAUCGUUACUCCAACAUUACAACCGAAAUGGACCACGUCUCCCUGAAGGACGAGCCGACCUAUGACUUUAGCAACAACAUGAGCGAUUCAAUUCUCAAUGCGCCCGUACUCCAACAUCAACAAUUACCUUCGCAAUCAUUUGCUCCGAACCCAAUGGACCAGUACCAGGCCACAAUGUCCGGCAUGUCGAAUGACACCCAGGUCCAGCACCAGCGCCAUGCUUCCACCAUUUCCGACUCAACCUUUUCUAGCCAUACUUUAGGUGCUGUCUCUACCUAUUCGAACGGUGAACAAGCGAACGAGACCAGGGAAAUGCUUACUGAUCCAACGGAGCUCCUUUUCAUGCAAGUCUUUGUGGAGGAAGUAGGCAUUUGGAUGGAUAGUCUGGAUAGUGAUAAAUACUUCUCUAGGAUACUCCCAUAUGAAUCACUGCAUGACCGGAUGCUGCUGAAUGCAUUCUUGGCAUGUGGUGCCCGGCAUAUGAAUCUUGUCAACUCAGCAUACGAUGACAAAACUGCAGCAGAUUAUUAUCAGCUCUCCAGUACUCUUCUCCUGCGCCAAUUGCAGAAUCCCUACCGAGACAUCUACGUGUGUGCAACGACUGCGGUUAUUCUUAAUGUAUAUGAGACUAUGACGGAAAAAGCUUUACAGAGGAUGAAUCAUAUCGCAGGUGCUCGUGCGAUGAUCAAAGAAUGUAAUUGGAAUGCAAACUCUGUUGGUGUUGGCGCAGCCUGCUUUUGGUUGAAUGUAGGCAUGGAAUUGCUGAGUUGUUUACAUUUUAAUUGGCAAGUCGCGUGGAACCCGGAUGAUUGGGGACUAGACAUGAACUUUGACAACGGCGGCGAACCAGGAAGAGAGGAGAUCUGGACGCAUCGAAUGAUCUGGAUUCUAGCGAAGAUCGCAAAUUUCCGUGCCUCGAUGGUGCCUCGUCCGGGAGAUGUUCCGUUAGAUCAUAUGCGGAUGCAGAAUAAAUGUGACGAGUGGAACAGGUGGAAGACUUGGAUUGAUGGCUGGGAGUUGCGUGCACCAAGAACCAUGAAGCCGCUAGGUCAUCUUCAAAAUUUUAGGACGACCUCCAAAUCCCUCUUCCCAGAAGUCUGGCUCGUCAAGCGGACGGCAGUAGUUGCUCGCAUGUUCUAUCAUACCGGAAUAUGUCUGCUGUCGCAAACCAACCCUGUAUCACAUACAAACACGCAGGUUGCGCAGCAGAUGCAUGAUCUGGAACUGCACCACGCUCACAUGCUUGCCGGAAUUGUCGCCCAUGUCAAGGACAGGGGUGUGGCGAGUGUAGCCACUCGCUGUCUUGCUACAUGUGCGGAAUGCCUCACAGAUCGUGCAGAACAAGACGAAGUCAUUCAGAUCCUCCAAAGAGUUCAAAAGGAGACUGGCUGGCGUCUCCAAUUCAUGUACGAUGCUCUUCGAAGGAAAUGGGGCCACAACAAUGAUUCCACCCAACAAACCAACCACGGAUACUCGUCCAGCACUUCACUUCCCCCGCCCCCAAGAUUGCCGCCCAUGGGCAUCGUCAAUCCGCAAUUUGCGAAGGCUGAUUUCGCCCUUGCGGACCAUCCGUAUCCAGGACAUUACGUUCCUCCGAUUCAGCCACCGGUGCAUCAAUCUUACAAUCACUUCUAA
Molecule: messenger RNA, 1944 nt
Organism: Bacidia gigantensis
Lineage: Eukaryota; Fungi; Ascomycota; Lecanoromycetes; Lecanorales; Ramalinaceae
Exons: 4
Coding region: 1-1944 (647 amino acids)
Biological process (GO): positive regulation of transcription by RNA polymerase II
Cellular component (GO): nucleus
Molecular function (GO): DNA-binding transcription factor activity, RNA polymerase II-specific; transcription cis-regulatory region binding; zinc ion binding
Source: RefSeq, a predicted model, not a curated record